Messenger RNA from Trichosporon asahii var. asahii CBS 2479, 348 nucleotides. RefSeq lists its product as uncharacterized. The record is from RefSeq and is a predicted model, not a curated record. NCBI's taxonomy places the organism in Eukaryota, Fungi, Basidiomycota, Tremellomycetes, Trichosporonales, Trichosporonaceae. The transcript has a single exon. Bases 1 to 348 code for a protein of 115 amino acids.
AUGUCAUCCCCCGAAGAGCUUGAGCUCGACAUGUGUCCGAAGGGGUCAUCGGAAAAAGACCUGGCAGAGUCGAAGGGAUCUCGUCGCCGUCGUGAUGCUGCGGGCCAACCGAAAACGGGGGUGGAAGAGGACGAGGACGAGGUUGCAGACAACUGCGGUCAGGUAUGUGCGGGGAGGAAUCAUCGUCUCACAGGCAGCGGAGGUUCCGGGGGUGGCAAGUCGACAUCACUGUUGGAACUGUUGGACCUGAAGACGGCGGAGGGUCGCUGUUUGGGUGAUAUCUCGGAAGAUGAGCGAUCCAUGCUGGAGUUGCUCGAGCCCCAGCUCGCAGGGAUGGUCGUAGCGUGA